CUAACCAGCGUGUGGGAUUCUCAAACCUCCAUUGCUUCUCUCCCUCACGAGGUCUUUAUAAAUAGGACCCCAACAGUCAGCCUUGAGCAAUAAAAACAAAACCAAUAAAAGCCUUUCCCAAUCUAAUAUGUCAGCCAUACCAUUUGUUUUCUCCGUCCUAAUCCUUCAACUCCUCUUUGCCUCACAACAAUGUCACCGUUUCCUCGCCGCCGCCGCCGACGGUCGAUGGCAACUUCUACAAAAAAGCAUUGGCGUCUCCGCCAUGCACAUGCAACUCCUCAGGAAUGACCGUGUUGUUGUGUUUGAUAGGACUGAUUUUGGCCCGUCCAAACUGCCGUUGCCAAACGGGAAAUGCCGCAAUGACCCAUCUGACACUGCUCUUAAAGUGGAUUGCACGGCUCAUUCAGUUGAGUACGAUGUUUUAACCAAUACGUUCAGGCCUCUUAUGGUUCAAACCGACGUUUGGUGCUCUUCAGGGGCUAUCAUGCCGAAUGGUAAUUUGGUCCAAACCGGUGGUUUUAAUGACGGCGAACGACGGGUUAGGACUUUUAGCCCAUGCAGCACCUGCGAUUGGCAAGAGACACCAAAUGGAUUGGCGGCCAAAAGAUGGUACGCCUCCAACCAUAUCUUACCAGAUGGAAGACAAAUUGUUGUCGGUGGUCGGAGACAAUUUAAUUACGAGUUCGUUCCUAAAACUAUUACCGCCAACACGUUCAGUUUGCCUUUCUUGUCGCAAACCAGUGAGAGAGGAGUUGAGAACAACCUCUACCCUUUUGUGUUUCUUAACGUUGAUGGGAACUUAUUUAUUUUCGCCAACAAUCGAGCUAUUUUGCUUGAUUAUAUGAAAAACAAAGUAGUGAAGACGUAUCCAACAAUUCCAGGCGGCGAUCCAAGAAGCUACCCGAGCACUGGUUCGGCCAUUUUGCUUCCACUGAAGAACUUGAAAGCGGCAGCCAUUCAAGCUGAAGUAUUGGUUUGUGGGGGUGCUCCAAAAGGAUCUUAUGUUCAAGCUGUACGUGGGAAGUUCAUUGGAGCCUUGAAUACUUGUGCCAGGAUCAAAAUAACCGACCCGAAUCCACAGUGGGUCAUGGAGACCAUGCCUUUAGCUAGAGUUAUGGGUGACAUGAUAUUGCUCCCGAACGGCAAUGUCUUGCUCAUCAAUGGAGCAGGUUCAGGAACAGCAGGAUGGGAAUUGGGUCGGAACCCGGUUUUGAACCCGGUAUUGUACAAGCCUGAUAACAAAAUUGGGACACGGUUCGAGACACAAAAUCCGACAACCGUUCCACGUUUGUACCAUUCCACAGCCGCAUUGCUUCGUGAUGGCAGAGUUUUAGUAGGAGGAAGCAAUCCCCACGCAUUUUACAACCUCACGGGUGUUCUUUUCCCUACUGAACUAAGCUUAGAGGCAUUCUCUCCGGCAUAUUUAGACACUAAAUUCAACAACAUAAGACCCACAAUCACUGCUCCAAAGUCAAUGUCCGGAAUCAAAUACGGCACAAAAUUAACUGUUCGAGUGGUGAUUACCGGAAAAGUAGCUAAAAACCAGGUGUCGGUAACAAUGGUGGCGCCGGCUUUCAACACACAUUCAUUCUCUAUGAAUCAAAGGUUGCUUGUACUUGGAAACGACAAGGUGGUGGCUUUGGGGAAAGCAACGUAUGACAUUGAUGUCACGACACCACGUUCGGGUAAUCUUGCGCCGUCAGGGUUUUAUCUUUUAUUUGUGGUCCAUCAAGGCAUUCCCAGCAAAGGCAUUUGGGUCAAAUUGCAGUAGCAGUAAAGAAAAAUGCUUAUGCUUUAGACUUUAUAUGUUCAUAAAGAUUUUAUCUUCCCGUGUGUAUAAUCUGACAUAGUUGGUUGCUUUUAUAGAACUUGUAUAUACCAUGUUGUAUCAAUAAAUGUCCUUUACAGACAAAAGUGUGUAUUUACAAAGGAUUUGAAUUUAUCAUAUUCACUUUGUGUUCCAACA
Messenger RNA from Gossypium raimondii (Peruvian cotton), 1966 nucleotides. RefSeq names its product aldehyde oxidase GLOX. Lineage: Eukaryota; Viridiplantae; Streptophyta; Magnoliopsida; Malvales; Malvaceae. The record is from RefSeq and is a predicted model, not a curated record. The transcript has a single exon. The coding region runs from base 128 to 1771 and encodes 547 amino acids.